Messenger RNA from Acanthamoeba castellanii str. Neff, 546 nucleotides. RefSeq lists its product as uncharacterized. The record is from RefSeq and is a predicted model, not a curated record. The transcript has 2 exons. Lineage: Eukaryota; Discosea; Longamoebia; Acanthamoebidae. Bases 1 to 546 code for a protein of 181 amino acids.
AUGAUGCUGCGCGCGAGGGUGGGGAGCGGCAACGUUGGGGGCCUACCUUGGGGGCUGGCCAGGGCAGAGUGCAGAGCAGGACGGCUCGCGUCGCCCUUGUUGUGCAGCGCACGGGGCGGGCAACACAGCGGGCUGCGGGCUCUCACCACGUCCAAGGAGGAACGUGACAGCUUCCUGGCCCUGGCGCGAGCAGAGGAAGAGGCAGAGGAAGCGGAGGCAGAAAGGGCGGCCGAGCAGAUGAAGAAGGCGCGAAGGCCACCAAAGCUCAACGCCAAGGAGUGGGAUGGCGAGGGCGUGUCGCGCAAGAUCGUGGAGAAGCUGCGUAAGGAGGGGCGCGGUGGCGACGACACGGACCGCUACGAGCGCAUGGCCCGCGCCCAGGAGUACAAGCUCAAGCGUCAGAUGGACAAGCAACAGCAGGACGAGCGGGAUCGGGUGGCGCGCAUCGAGAGGCAGCUGCAGGCGGAGCGCGAGCGAAGGGAGGCCGAAGAGAAGCAGAAAGAAGAGGACAAGAAGAAGGGCUGGUUCUCCCUCUUCACUAAAUAA